Paramecium primaurelia is the source of this 1292-nucleotide messenger RNA. The record is from the annotation of a GenBank genome assembly. Lineage: Eukaryota; Ciliophora; Oligohymenophorea; Peniculida; Parameciidae.
AUGUAUGUUUUGAAUGAUGAGUGUGCAUAAAUGUAUGUUAAUUAAAUAAUAAUUAGUGAUAUUUGCAAUUUUAAAACGAAGAAUUUUUAUUCCGUUUUUGACAUUAAUAAAUUAAUUAUGAGAACUUUUGUUGCCCUUUGCUUAGUGGCUGCCGUCUUCGCUAUUGACACAAACAAAUUUGCUGUGCUCCUCCAAGCCGGUACUAAAGGAAAUGAUGCUGUUGAAUCAGUUUACAACCUCUUGAGAGAUUUGAAGACAGAAAAUGUUAAUGUCUAAGCUGCUGCCGACAGAAAGAAUAACACUGAUGAAGGUAUUAUUUAAAAUUAGACUUAGAAAUCUUUACUUAGGUCAUUGGUGACUUGACAAAUGUUGCUUCCCUUAACAAAUAACAAUGGGAGUCAUUAGGUGCUGUUCGUACUGAUGUUGAAGCCCAAAUCAGAGUAUGCUAUUUCCCUUUAAAAUUUAGGAUGGAUAUUCAUGGUUAGCAUGGGCUGAAGCAAGACUUGCUGAAAUCGAAAGAAGAAAUGCUUAACUUUAAGACUAAAGAUGUUGGGCCAAUGGACUCUUUGUCAGAUCAUUAGCUGAUCAUGCAGAUGCAGUUGCAGUUGUCUAACUCUUAUAACAAGAUGUUGCUGGAUGGCUCACAAACAAUGCUGGUGUUGAAUUAGUUCAAAAGGCUGAAACCAUCGCCGACAAAUUGUCAGCAUACAGUCACCUCUUCUAAUAAGAUGCUAUCUAGAAAUUCUAAUCCCUUGCUGAAGUCAAGAGAGAUGGCACAACUGGAGAACAAGUCCUUUCCAUCUUAGCAGACUUAUAAGCUGAAUUAGAAGGAACACUUGCCACACUCUAAGAAUAAGAAAUCCAUGCUGCUUUCGCUCUUGCCAAAUAUGUUUCAGAUACUAAUGCUGAAGUUGCUUGGUUGAAUUCAGAACAUGAAAGAAGAACAGGCUUAGUUGAAAAAUUAGAAACUGUAUGCAUUCAUUAAAUAAUUUGAUUAGUAACUCCCAGCAGUUCUUGCUUAAUAAGCAAAAGCACUCAAAUUAUGGAAAGAUUCCUUGAAUGCAGUUGCUGGAGCCACAGCUGAUUUGGAAGAGAAAAGAGAAUUCUAUGCUUCAGAAACAGCAAGAAGAUAAGGUAUCUAUCCUCAUCUAAUUUAUUUUAGAGGAAAACGCCAUCAUCGAUGUUGUUAUCUAAUUAUUCAAAGAUCAAGUUAGAGCCUUAGCUUCAUAAACAUCCCUUGGUAGAAAGUGAUUAGAUUAUAAAAUAUUCAAUUUAAAAAUAUCCACCAAGUU